Messenger RNA from Oncorhynchus masou masou (cherry salmon), 1424 nucleotides. RefSeq names its product collagen alpha-2(IV) chain-like. The transcript is spliced from 7 exons. Gene Ontology annotation, cellular component: collagen trimer. Lineage: Eukaryota; Metazoa; Chordata; Actinopteri; Salmoniformes; Salmonidae. Bases 575 to 925 code for a protein of 116 amino acids. Gene Ontology annotation, molecular function: extracellular matrix structural constituent. The record is from RefSeq and is a predicted model, not a curated record.
GUUUUUCCGUUACUUUUUAGACUUGUUGGUUCAACUGUUUGUUGUUUUAUUUUCUUCCAUGAUAUGUUUUUCGAUUUAAGGAACAAGUGCAAGCGAAAGUACUGGUGGGACUUGAACUUGCAAGACGUUUCGUCAACGGGGUCUGACACAGUGAUUAAGACUGGGGAGAGGUCGAGAGGCAGAGUCACAUUGUUGGUGUUACACCAAUCAGAGGCAAGGCAGAGGUCAUGGGCAUGUCUGGAGGCAGGACACGCCCUAAGUGGCAGAGAUGAUGGUCUCUACCUGCUGCACCACCUGGGCCAAAAUCUCUCUGGGAGAGAAAGGAAGAUAAUCGCCAAGACAGAAAGGAGAUGAAGGACCCCCAGGAUCCUUUGAGUUUGUGGACCCCCCGGAAGACUACUAAAUUAAAGAAAGACAGGAGCCCCAGGCCGAUCGGGAGAUGCCGGCAGCCCAGGCCCCACCACCACCUUUAACUCUGGCUUCCUGUUGGUGAUGCACAGCCAAUCAGACACAUUUCUUUCCUGUCCAGCAGACAUGACACAACUGUGGACUGGCUACAGUUUGCUGUACCUGGAUGGCCAAGAGAAAGCCCACACACAGGACCUCGGCCGGGUCAUGUAUGCGUCUCUUCAGCACCAUGCCUUUCUCCUACUGUAAAAUGGGCAUGUGUGACUACGUCAGCUGCAAUGACAAGUCCUACUGGCUGUCUACCACAGCGGCAGUGCCCAUGAUGCCUGUGGGCCAGGACAUCCAGCAGCACAUCAGCCGCUGCGUAGUGUGUGAGGCACCCUCCCCUGCUGUGGCAGUUCACAGCGAAGAAAACAGCAACCCCUUCUGUCCCCCCAACUGGAGGAGUCUGUGGGUAGGAUACUCCUUCCUCAUGGACCUGAGCCCUUGGUCCAUGCCUCAGGACUACCUGGCAUGAUGACUUCUUGUUGUCCACAGUCCACCUGGCUGUGCUGCUGCUCCAGAUUCAACUGUUCUGCCUGUGGCAAUGGAACCCUUAUCUGUUCACUGUGAUUACUAUUAUUUGACCAUGCUGGUAAUUUAUGAACAUUUGAACAUCUUGGCCAUGUUCUGUUAUAAUCUCCACCCGGCACAGCCAGAAGAGGACUGGAACCCCACUUUGCCUGGUGCCUCUAGGUUUUGGCCUUUCUAGGGAGUUUUUCCUAGCCACUGUGCUUCUCCACCUGCAUUGCUUGCUGUUUGGGGUUUUAGGCUGGGUUUCUGUACAGCACUUUGAUAUAUCAGCUGAUGUAAGAAGGGCUAUAUAAAUACAUUUGAUUUGAUCAUCUUCGUAAACAAUUUGAUAUGAUUUCUGUCAGUACACGUAAUCCUUAUAGGAGAAGCCUUUCAGUAAUAAUUCCUCUAAGCAACCAGUAGUCUUAAGUAUUAUAUGUGGACUGUUUCAAGGUUAAAUAAAU